Messenger RNA from Trypanosoma grayi, 1047 nucleotides. RefSeq lists its product as hypothetical. The transcript has a single exon. Lineage: Eukaryota; Euglenozoa; Kinetoplastea; Trypanosomatida; Trypanosomatidae. The record is from RefSeq and is a predicted model, not a curated record. The coding region runs from base 1 to 1047 and encodes 348 amino acids.
AUGCUGCGCGUGUCUGCACGCCGGCGCAUUGCGUUCCCGGUACACCGCGACACCGCCAAGACGCCGCGCAUGCUGAAGGAGGUUGGCACAUGGUUGUACCGGCAGGAGACCGUCGACGCGUUCCGUGCGUGGUGCAGAGCCAACCACGUGCGCGGACACAACAACGUGAAGGUGGUGUCGUCGAUGCACUACGCCCGCUGCCUGCGAGCGGCGCAGCACCUGCGGCCCGGCCAGGCCAUCAUCACAUGCCCGCACAGCGCCUGCUUCAACUUUCUCGUCGUGGCGAGGGAGAUGUACAACCUCAACAGCGGCGCCGCGACGCACAACUUCCCACUGGAGGUGAACUGGAUGAACUACGACGAGCGCUGCAGCUUCCUGCGCGGCGCGUCGGUGGCGGAGAUGGUCAUGGCCGGCUGGAUGUGCCGCAUCGCGUCGCUGGAGGAGAGCCGCUUCACGCCGUACGUGCACUGGCUGCUCGAGGACACUCGUGGCCGCGACGGCAUCGCCAACGGUGUGUCGAAGGAGCGCGGCGACGCCAGCGGCCUCGUCGACCACUACUUCAGCGAGAUGGCCACCGACGCCUGCGAGGAGCCGGAGGUGUUCCUCGAGCACGUCUUCCGCAGCUUCGCCGCGCUGCACCUCCGCGCGGUGCCGAUCGAGGCGGACGCGAUCCGCCGCUUCAUCCCCGGCACGACCUUCUUCAAGGCGAAGGCGGACGACAUGUUCGUGCCGACGCUCAUGCCGCUCAUUGACGCGGUGCCGCAGGUGGAGGACGGCUCGCAUAACACCGUCGUGCAGUACUUCCCCUACAACGGCAGCAGCGAGCUGGCGCAGCAGUGCCGCGAGCUCUUCCUGCCGGAUGAGGCGGCACGCGCGAUGGACGCGCUGCAGCUGAAGGCGGACGGCUUCUUCGCACUGCGCGCACUCUGCCCGAUCGACGCGGGCGACCACCUGUACCUCCGCGGUGUGCCGAAGCUUGGCGACGCCGCGCAUGAAUCGAUGGCGGCACAGGUCAUGGAGGCAAACCGCCUGCUCAACAAUGACUGA